GAACUGUUUAGUCCAUUGGCCGCCGCAAUCAGUAUUGGCCUCUUGACUUCUUUGACCGUCAAACUCAGAUGCGAAGUCGGGCUGCGGUUCGAGAUCCGCCCAUCACCAUGACCGUCUCAACGCCAGCCUCUACAGCCGCGAACAAGGAAAAUCUCGGUCCCCGCAGCCGAUUUCCUACGCCACAGUCCCUUGAUCGCCUACACAAACCGUUCAAAUGCCCAGGCUUUGCCAUUCGUACUGUCGCAACCGACCGCCCCGCCAGGAAGCGGAGGAGAGUUGACUACGGCGGUGCCGAUGGGGAAGCGGACUCUGACAAGCCCUACACAAACGCAGACCGACUCGCCCUGGCGAAUCGAGAUGUCAACAAGUUCCCCGUCUUUCAGGUCAAGGACAAGGACACGGUAAUACGCAAGGCCUUCUCCGUUCCGUUUGCCGACAAGAACAAUGCCGCGUACAACCCGAACCGGCCCCCUCCGACGCUGGGCCUGAGGCGGGGAGCCGUGUUCAUCGCAAAGCCACUGCAUGAUCCCUGCGACGAAUUCGCUAUUGUGCUCUACGACCCGACUAUCGACGACAAGCCAAAGGAGACACCGAAACCGGAGGAGAAGGAAAAGGGAGCUGAACCGGCGUCGAAACUGGACGCGCCGCUAAUGCACAAGAGCCUCGCGGAGAUUCUCGGUAUCAAGAAACAAGUCGUGGGUGAACACCCGCGUGUGCCGGUUGUCAUUGACCCAAGGCUGGCCAAGGUGCUUCGGCCCCAUCAGGUCGAGGGUGUCAAGUUCAUGUACCGGUGUGUCACGGGAAUGAUUGACGAAAAGGCGAAUGGGUGCAUCAUGGCGGAUGAAAUGGGUCUCGGAAAGACCCUGCAGUGCAUCACCCUGCUUUGGACACUUCUCAAGCAGUCUCCCGAGGCCGGCAAGACCACGAUCCAGAAGGCGAUCGUGGCUUGCCCCUCGAGUUUGGUCCGAAACUGGGCAAACGAGCUGACGAAGUGGCUUGGGGCCGACGCAAUUACGCCUUUCGCUAUUGACGGCAAGGCGUCAAAAGAGGAACUGACCCGCCAGCUUCGUCAGUGGGCGAUUGCCACAGGCCGUUCCGUCACCCGACCAGUCAUCAUCGUCUCGUAUGAGACCCUCCGUCUCAACAUCGAGGAGCUCAAGAACACACCUAUCGGCUUGAUGCUCUGUGACGAGGGACACCGCCUGAAGAAUGGAGACAGCCAGACUUUUAACGCCUUGAACAACCUGAACGUUUCUCGACGCGUUAUCCUUUCGGGCACACCGAUUCAAAACGACCUAUCUGAGUACUUCUCCCUCAUCAGUUUCGCGAACCCCGAUCUCCUCGGAAGCCGGCUGGAAUUUCGCAAGCGCUUUGAGCUGCCCAUCCUCCGCGGUCGCGACGCUGAUGCCUCCGAGGCCGAGCGGAAACGCGGCGACGAGUGCCUUGCUGAGCUGCUGGGCAUCGUCAAUAAAUUCAUCAUCCGUCGCACAAACGACAUUUUGUCCGAGUACCUCCCUGUCAAGUACGAGCAUGUUGUUUUCUGCAACCUGGCUCCAUUCCAGCUUGCUUUAUACAACUACUUCAUCACCUCGCCCAACAUCCAGGCGCUGCUCAGAGGCAAAGCCUCCCAGCCGCUCAAGGCCAUUGGGAUUCUCAAGAAGCUCUGCAAUCACCCCGACCUCCUGGAUCUCGUAACCGAUCUCCCGGGUUGCGAGCAGUACUGGCCCGAGGACUACGUGCCCAAAGAAGCCCGCGGCCGCGACCGCGACGUCAAGCCCUGGUACUCGGGAAAAAUGCAGGUCCUCGACCGCAUGCUCGCCCGCAUCCGCGCCGACACCAACGACAAGAUCGUGCUCAUCAGCAACUACACCCAGACGCUCGACCUGUUUGAGCGCCUCUGCCGCUCCCGCAACUACGGCUGUCUCCGCCUCGACGGCACAAUGAACGUCAACAAGCGCCAGAAGCUCGUCGACAAGUUCAACGAUCCCGACGGCGACGAGUUUGUCUUUCUGCUCUCCUCCAAAGCCGGCGGAUGCGGCCUCAACCUGAUCGGCGCCAACCGCCUUGUGCUGUUUGACCCGGACUGGAACCCCGCCGCCGACCAGCAGGCGCUCGCGCGCGUGUGGCGCGACGGCCAAAAGAAGGACUGCUUCGUCUACCGCUUCAUCGCGACGGGCACCAUCGAGGAGAAGAUCUUCCAGCGGCAGAGCCACAAGCAGAGCCUCAGUUCCUGCGUGGUGGACUCGGCCGAGGACGUCGAGAGGCAUUUCAGCCUGGACUCGCUCCGCGAAUUGUUCCAGUACAGGCCCGAUACCAGGAGCGAUACCCACGACACGUUCAAGUGUAAGCGCUGUCGGCCUGAUGGCAGGCAGCACAUUAAGGCGCAGGCCAUGCUCUAUGGCGAUACCAGCACGUGGAAUCACUUUGUCAAUGAAGGGCUGAAGGCGAUCCAGGAUCAUUUGCUUAGGCAGGAGUGCGGGGAGAAGGAGGUUAGCGCCGUGUUUCAGUACAUCUCUCAUUAAGGCGUUUUGCUGUUUUGGGAGUGGUGUUGCUUGCGUGGUUUGCUCUUGGCCGGGCGUUGGGGAAUGCUUUGCUUUUUUGUUUGCUUUGAAGCCUGGUGAGGGCGGUCGGAGUUGCUCCUGAGUGAUAGAUGCAAGAAUGGAGUGAUACAUCGCAUUGACUUUGGGAAACUAUUUGCAAAGAGGAAAUGAUAUGUUGCACAUCUCUCUCUCCAGCUCUAGCAUUAACACGAGAAAAAAG
Molecule: messenger RNA, 2760 nt
Organism: Parathielavia appendiculata
Lineage: Eukaryota; Fungi; Ascomycota; Sordariomycetes; Sordariales; Chaetomiaceae
Exons: 2
Coding region: 108-2522 (804 amino acids)
Biological process (GO): double-strand break repair via synthesis-dependent strand annealing; reciprocal meiotic recombination
Cellular component (GO): nucleus
Molecular function (GO): ATP binding; DNA translocase activity; hydrolase activity, acting on acid anhydrides
Source: RefSeq, a predicted model, not a curated record